This is a messenger RNA of Rhodofomes roseus, 1065 nucleotides long. RefSeq lists its product as uncharacterized. The coding region runs from base 182 to 811 and encodes 209 amino acids. Lineage: Eukaryota; Fungi; Basidiomycota; Agaricomycetes; Polyporales; Fomitopsidaceae. The record is from RefSeq and is a predicted model, not a curated record. The transcript has 2 exons.
GCCACCUGAACCUGGAUAGCCAACAAAAUUGGUUAGCUGAGUGGCUCGCGGGGCCGGUCACCCGUGGACGCCCCUACCAUAGCGGGCCACUCAUCGCGAUGCGGUCAGCUAUAAAAGCGGCCAUGGAGAGGCCAGGAUACAGCAAGUCAUCGCGUCGCUCCCCAGUCAUCCCCCGUUCAUCAUGGGACGCUUCGGGAACAUCAAUCCCUGUGUCGACCAGAUAUACACCCUCGCGGAAUACGCGCUCGCGGGCGAGACGUUCGACACCCUUCCUCCCGUGGCCAAGGAGCUCAUCUCCGCAAACGUCAAAGUGGAUCCUAAAUUCGCGGAUGAUCCACGCCGCGUCGUUGCGCAAAGAGUCGUCAUACAACGCCGGCUAUUCAAUGACCUACUCAACCUCGACGCCAGCAUCCGCGCACAGCGACACGAGGCACCAAUACAGCCGUUUCGCAUGGGAAGCUCCUUUUUGAGAUGGUGGCAAGGGGCCCUCCAUCAAAAGACGAUCCGUACGAUCAUGGAGGACGACCUGCGAAUGCGACACCAAUUAGUCCAUUCGUUCGUGGAAAGUUUCGACGCGCUCGUGUGGCUCGAGACAUGCAUUGCGGGCUCACCAGGAGAAGAGCUAGCUAUGAUACAGGCAUAUCGAGAUAAGCUCCUCAGGCCUAUAAUCAAGGCUGUCAAUCGCUCGCUUACGUACCUGGGCGAGUACAUCCUUGCCCCUUGGGGAGACGCGGCGAAGGACGGCCUCGAAGUGCUCUGGGACUCGCUCGAACCGGAUGGGCCGGCGCCGACGUAUGGAUCGUGGCGGUAGGCUUCACAGGGAUUGAUGAUCGAAUAGGACAUUUAGUAGCUACGUUUGUUGCAUUGUACUCACUACGCAUAACGAAGAUUGUAUGCUGCGGACGCUGAUAGACACCACCUCCUGAGCUCUUGCGGACCCCGGACUGUGAUAUCUGUGCAUGAGAUGCCAUGAGUUAUCCCUGCCGAGUACCAGCUGCAAAGUCUCAAAGGUACUAAUAGUAAGGGUUGAUGAGAGCGAGACUCGAGUUGAGGUUGUGCACGUGC